Racocetra persica is the source of this 423-nucleotide messenger RNA. The record is from the annotation of a GenBank genome assembly. Lineage: Eukaryota; Fungi; Glomeromycota; Glomeromycetes; Diversisporales; Gigasporaceae.
UAUUCUUGCCAGUGGCGGAGUUUUGGCUCUUUUUACGACUUUUGUUGAAAAGUUUAAGUCAAACAAAGAUAAUAUUGUUUCGUUAGUUGAAGUUACGAAAAACAUUGCAGCUGCAUCUGAUAAAGUAUUCAUGCCCACGUUAUUGCCGAUACCUGAUGAACACCUAAACAAGGAAAAUCUUGUUUCUAGGUGCGAAGAAUAUUUAUAUUUUUUAAAGCGUGUCAAUAAGCUUAUCGAAAAUGAAAAGAAAACUGCUAUAUUUGAUCAUGGGAUGCUUUGUAAUAACGAUGACGAAGUUUGGCUAGAAUUUGAAAUGAUAAAACAUCUGGAAGAAAAUAAUGAUGUUAAUGAAACGAUAAAACAUCCGGAAGAGAAUAAUGAUGUUAAUGAAACGAUAAAACAUCUGGAAGAAAUGAAUUUUUU